Zootermopsis nevadensis is the source of this 4898-nucleotide messenger RNA. The record is from RefSeq and is a predicted model, not a curated record. Lineage: Eukaryota; Metazoa; Arthropoda; Insecta; Blattodea; Termopsidae.
GUGUGUGCGAUCGAUGAGCGUUCGAGCGAGCGUGCACGUGUAGUUUAGUAGUGACUGACUGCUGGGUGUGUGAGGAGGGACGCACAUGCUGCUGUGCGCGAAUGUGCUGUGCUGACUGCUGCGUGUGUGAUGAAGACUUCGGACCGACGGACGCGACGCAACACGACCGAACUGCCAGCGGGCAGGGCGAAUGAACGAAGCAAGGCAGUAUGUUGAGGGAAUGGAAGAAGAUGCGUGAGGCAAAUUCCAGUUCACCGUCACUUUUAAAUAAAUAAUGGAAAGAACUCGUCUACCGCCUUAAGGAAAAUUCCCAUUCGACACAUGUCAAUUUCUUCCUCUGCUGAAUUUUCGGCACACGUGUUUUUUCUUGCUCAGGAAAUUCUAUAAACUUUUUAAAAAUAAUAUUUUCCAGCUGAGGAAAAGAAGAUAAUGUUGCAGUGCAACUGACAUAUCCUACUGGUCAAAUUUGUUACCAAGAGUUGAAGUGCUUUGCCAGUUAAGCAGAAAGGCACUUCACUCUGUUACCAGUACUAAUUGUGUAUUAUUUCAGAUGUUUAAAUUCCAAUGAUUGAAGUGCCUUUAGAUAAAAAGAUGAUGUGGAUCUUUUUUCCAUUGGCUCAGACCUAAUUGAGAUAUCAAAGAGCCAGUCACUAAAAUUAUAACCCAGUUGUGUAGGUCAGGUCAGGUCAGUUCCCUGCCUUGGCCAGACUUCAGGGGUAAGUAAAGCAUUGUAUGUUUAUUUCCCAAAUUUAAAGAUUUAAAGUAACGACGUCAUUAAAUAAUGUAUAAUAAUAUUUUUGUAAACUUUCGGUUAUUGAAUUUAGUCCAAGUUUUUGAAUAUGAUAUUGUUGAAAAUUUCUUCCAAUUUUUCAUGUGUUAUGGACAUGUUUAUUUUAUUGAUUUGCAUCAUUUAUCUUUUCCGAGAUUUGUUGGUAUUGUAACGUAGGUUAAGAACAUUGUAUAUGUGUGCGUGGGGUCACCGAUUUAUUCCGUUGUGUGAUCGUCGCAGUGAUAACUAGCGGCAAUCCUCAUUUCAGGUGACUUCACUAGUAUAUGAAUCCAAGGUAACUUACUGACCUUUAAAAAAAACUGUGAUAUGAGGAGGUCCGUUCAAAACUGCUGUAGCAUUGAGUUUGGUCAGUGAGGUAAAUGAUGCAGUUAAUUUUUUAAAACACCAGUCAAGGCGGCCAUCAGCGCCGCCUUUGAUGCAGUGGUUUGGUUCGGACCGCCUCAUCUAUUCCUGACUGAUGUGUGAUAAUUGCGUCCCUGCGUGUGCCUGCGAAUAAAUCACAUGCCAGCCGAAGUGUGUUCACGACCCUUCCAACGGCAUGGAAGUACGUAAUCUGCAUUGUAUCAAUGAGCUACUUGUAUGCUUGUGAGCAUGAGUGUGUUUGAGUGUUUUAAAGCCAGUUAAAAGUGUAAACAGUUCAGUUGCCAACGACAAAAAUGACAGACUGUAUGAACCUGGUGAUCGUUUCUACUUUUUGGGGCGGUGUGUGUGAAUGUGUUAUUUUUUUAUGGAUGCUUGUGCGAGAGUUGUGUGUUGUGUGCCAUGACAGAGGUAAUGUGCAAGCUUGUUUCAUCCCACCCAUCCAUUCUGUGUUCCCGCGAGUCUCCACGACCUUCCCUAAAGUGGUCGCUGAAAGAAUCCUUAAACCUGAAUCCCGUUCCUGUUGCUACUGCUGCUUGUUUAUAUGCCAAUGAUUAUUAAGGAAAAAAAACCCUAUGUAAGGUUCAAGUAUAUAAGUUACGUUAUUCUUGCUAAACGUAUUAUUGUCCGUCACUUUAAUUUGUUAAUUUGAAGGUGCAUCCUAAAAGCAAUGAUAAAAAUAUGAUGUUGGCAACUUUCUGUAGCCUAGUUAUUGAGAAAGAUUUUUUUGGAAUACUCCAAUGCACUUUUUUUUCAUAGGGUGAUAAAACAAUUCUGUAAUGCAGAUGAAUAAAAAUUAUCUUGAAGAUUUAGAAGUACUUGAAGGAUUAAAUUCUACCAGCAUGAUACACUUUCCCAGCAAGUUCUUUUUAUUUGUCAUGGGAUUAUCAGGAAUUACUUUGCCCGCGUUCUAGAGGCACAUAAAGUGAGUACCAGGGUAAGUGAUGGCUAUAGAGUGAGGUGUCGCUUGAAACAGCGUAUAUAAGAAUUUAUGUUCUGUGACACUCACACUGUGACUAAUGGAUGCCAGUGAAGGGGUUUUCUGAACAGUCAGGAGAGGCACUGCUAGGGCUUCCUUCGUCUUGCAUUGUCAGUCCCAGCAAUGUUGCAGCAGAAUGAAGCUCGACCGCGGACACAGGUCACUGUAAGUUGCAUUUCAUUUUGUCUCCAAAACCCCAAGACUCCUACCAUUUUCAAGAACAUCCUCUUUUCAGAUUUGUGUAAUGUUUCAUUUUGUGAUUUUACAGACAUGAUGGACCAGUGAUACACAUUAUCACAAAGCUAAUCACACUACGCUACACAUGUUCCAUAGUCAUUUUUCCGUAACGAGGUGAGCGGUCGCCAAGGUAAUUGUGUCAAGCUUAUGAAUUCCUGUAAUCAGGGAUGCAGUUUCAAAAGUCAAAGCUAUUUGAAGAGGCUGACUUUCCCGCUUCAAACACGUCAUAUAUUAAAGAAGCUCUAAUAACUGUGUAGCUUUUGAAAGUUCCAAGAAAUGCAUACUCCGUCAACUACGGCCCUGCCUGUAAUUUAAUUAGUGAUAAUAAUUAAUGUAACUAAUAACAUUUAGUUGUACCAUACUAUGUUAACGGGUGUACAAGUACAACGGGAGACGAAUGUUAGAGCCGUGAUUUAAACCGAACUUCUCGAGCUGCUACUGGCCCGUUUAAAAGAAAUAGGUGCAGACGACGCUGUGUUGUGUAGUGUGAUGCUGUUCUGGCCGUAGGAUGGCAUGGACUUGGACGACAUCUUGCCUCAUGUGGGGGAGUUUGGACACUAUCAGAAGCUGUUGCUGUGGCUAGUUUGUCUUCCCGCUUGCGUACCGUGUGGCUUCUUUGCCUUCAACCAGUUGUUCAUGGCUGAUGUCCCCGAUCACUGGUGCCAUGUGCGUGAGUUCAUGGACCUGCCCGGUAGAAGUCCCCAGGACCGCAGACAACUUGCUAUUCCCAUUGAGGAAAAGUCAAAUUUGACAUUCAGCCAGUGUUUGCGCUACGCAGUGAACUGGACAGCGCUGCUGCAAACACACUCCCUAGCGGAGAUCGCCCCAAACGAGAGCUGGCCUGUUGAGCCAUGUUCCACAGGUUGAGAGUACAACACCACGCAAGUUACAUCUUCCAUUGUUAUAGAUGUGGGUUAUGUGGAACGUAAAGAGUUGGAUGAACUUACAGGCCUCUAUCAUGCUUUUACCCCCAUGUUUGGGCGACGUCUGUCUUUCUUCACGUGUUUGGUCGUCUUGAUAAUUGGGAACUUACUGUCUGCAGCUGCUCCAGAUUUCUGGCUAUGGGCCACAUUGAGAUUCAUAGUAGGGCUUACAGUGCCUGCAAUCUACCAAAUUCCAUUCAUCAUUUCAUUGGAACUUGUGGGCCUUAACUACCGUUCAUUUGUAACAGUGAUGACCUGUCUGUUCUACUCGGCAGACCUCAUUUUAUUGGCUGGAGUGACAUAUAUGGUGUGGAAUUGGGUUGUCCUGACACUCGUUACCUCUGCCCCUUUUCUGUUAUACUUCAUAUACUGGUGGUUCCUUCCAGAAUCUCCAAGAUGGUUGCUUGCUAAAGGCCGCUUUGAAGAAGGGUCACAAAUCCUUGAAACCUUGGCAAGGGUAAAUAAAAAUGAGCUACCACCAAGCUUCAAACUGAAACUCAAGGUACUUGAUUUUUUAUAUUAUUUGUGAUUUAUUUAAUGACUCUGUCGUUGUUUCAUACUGUGUAAUGUUGGUAUUACACAUGAAUAAAAGAUGAAUAGUCAUGUAUGAACCUUAGCAAAACAUAUUGGUAUUAGAAGAAUAGAGAAAAGUAAAAGUAGAAGAAAUAUGUGAUUUAUUUUUCUCAGCUCUUGACUAAUUCUAUUAAAUAUUUUCCCAGUUUUCAAAUCUUUGUAACGUAUUUAUGUCUAAAAAAUGUAAACACUUAGAGUCUUAAAUGUUUCAUGUCACCGUGGAAAAUAUUUAAUUUCUAUCAGUUAUGCAACAUGGCAUAUGCAUAUCACACUAACAUAAUGAUAAACUGUUAACCCCAGAAUUAAAAUUUGACACGUAGUUGUGUAGUAUGGAAGUGCAAGUCCCCAAUUCUUAAAUGAUAAUCAUUAAUGGGGAAAAAAUUUGGAAAAAGAUUGUGAAUUUUAUAAGUGGCUAAAUUAUAUUGUAUUAUCAAACUUUCAUUGUGGUCUUCUGGGUUGUUUGACCUGAUAUGUUGGGUGGUAAUGGAUCCUUGGGGCCUGCGCUGGCCACUAAACGUUCAGCUUGACUGGUUACUACCUAGACCCUCGGGGUUCGAUUUCCGGUGGGCACCUUCUGUUAUCUCUGCUUUGUCCAUGCCGGCUUUCAAUUACCUCAGUCCCCUAUUAAAUGGGCAGGUGGUGCCCAUCCUAUGGGCAUAAAGGGCCUAAGUCUGAAGCGCGUCACCUUGAUGCAGCACCUCUAAAACGUCUGCAAAUUUAUACCAGACUACACGGCGCAACAUCCCGGAAGACUAAUACCCAUAUUCACCGCUGUGAAAACCUGAAAUUUAUAUGACAAAUAUUCAUCCAUAGCACUGACACAUUGUCAUUAUUUUAAAUACAUUCUAAAUUGGCUUUAUCAUUUCGUCCGUGAGUAAAAUUAUACACCAUGUGAAUAUAAAUGGUAUUUGAAUAAGCAUAUUCUUUUACUUAUAAUAUUUUCGUCUUUCACCAAUAAUUUUGUCGUGAUUAGUCUCCUAUACAUUGUCAAAUUCUGCAGUCAAGUGAUGAAUAGCCUAAAUAACUUUAUAUGUUG